GACUCGCUGACAGUCGCAGCCCGGCCAGAGUCUCCGUGUGGCGGCCACAGUUCACACGUCAGCCCGGCCUCUGGUUCUCUGCGCUGCGUUCUUUUCUCCACUGUAAAAAUAUCUGUCACCGUGUGAGGAGCGUCUCAGAAAUGAGCUGAACAAUUAAAAGAGUGAGAGAAGUGAAGUCUCAUCUCUGCGCAGACUCUGCCCGGGUCUGGUGCGGACUUGUAACUGCCUGAGGAGGAUCACAGCAUCAGAAACACGCCGACAGGGAAACUAGUGCCGUUUCAAUGGAGUCCCGGCUGACAGAUAGUCUGAGGGUUGUGUUCAUCUUGACCAUCCUCCUCGCCACGGGCUCAAGUGAAAACGACCAGGGCUUGACAUUUUGCGGCACCUGGCGUCAUGGCAAACACUUGCUGCACCUGAGCUACAACCUCUCUCCAGGAUGCAAGGGGAUCUCCAUCUCAGCCAAUAAGAGCUCUCUGUCUGUCGAAGGGCAGAUCACAGCCCAGUGUCGGCGGUCUGAUGUGAUUGACCUCAAGCAGUUUGGACUCGAUUCGGAAGAGCAAAGUGACUUCUGUCUGUACUGGGAACCAUUGCUGGACCAGUUGAAGCUGCAGAUCGGAGGAAAAAACCUCACUCUGUGCAGGCCCACCAGCCUGCAGGGCACCUGCUGCACAGAUCUGUCUCUGGGCCCCAAACAGCCCGAGGCCGACUACGGCAUCGUCAAUGGAAGAAUCCAAACAGACAUCAUCACCGAGAAAACGCGCAUCGCCUUCAAGUUCAAUGGGAGGCCCAUCAGCUGCAAAGAGUUAUGUAAUCAAGCGAGAGGCGGAUCCACCCAAGUCAACAUGAUUGAAGACAAUGCUGAAGAUCCUUGUGCUUCCAGCUUUGAGGUGGAGAUGAACGAUGAUUUCAGAGGCUACAACGUCACAUCUCCCGUCACUAAAGGUGUAUUUCAAGAGUCCACCGCCACUGUCCAUCUCCCCUCUGCUCUCAAACAAGCUGUGAAGACGACAACCAAAGUAGUCUGCACAUUCUUCAGAAACAACACCCAAUUCCAGGUGGGUCACAAGGAGGUCAGGAUUCUCAGUGAGGUGGUGGAAAUUACCGUGGAGAACGAAAUCAUCAUUGAUCUGCCUGAGCCAAUCAGGAUUGACUUUUACCAUGAUGCCAUACCUAAAAUGCAUUCAAGGAAAUGUGUUUCAUGGGACACCAGGAAAAAUCCACUGCAGGUCAGCUGGUUGGUGGAUGGGUGUAUAACACAGCAGAGAGGAGCAGAGAACACAGAGUGUCUGUGUAAUCACCUGACCUACUUCUCCGUACUGGUGCAACUGGAGCCUCGACCAGUGCGCCAUCUCCUGGCCCUGACCACAAUUACAUCUCUGGGCUGUGCCGUGUCUUUGAUCAGCUGUGUUGCUCUCAUCACUUUUCUCUGCAGGAAGAGCAGACGACCGAAGGAGCAGUCCAAACCCAUCCACCUGGGCUUAGCCGUGUCCCUCGCCGCCCUCAACCUGCUCUUCUUCUUUACUGGGGUCCUGGCCAAUGUGGGCGGGGAGGGUCUGUGCACCUGGGUGGGGGCGGCCCUCCACUAUAGCCUGCUCAGCACCUUCACCUGGAUGGGUAUAGAAGUGUUCUACACAUUCUGGUUGGUGUGCAUGGUUUUAACCAAGUACACCUUACCAAAGCCCUACAUAUGGAACCUGGUCGGCUUCGUUCUCCCUGCUGUUCCUAUUGUCAUCCUGGCUGCAGUAGGUGACAUUUAUGGAAUGAGAGAGUUGGUGCCAAGCGAUGACGUCUCCAACCCUUAUCAGAUGUGCUGGAUGAAAUCUAACGACAAGGCGUUGCUGGCUCACUAUUUCACCACCAUGACGAUCCUGGUCAUCCUGGUGGUGUUGGGCAUCAUGAUGCUCUUCCUCAUCUACUGGAAGAUCCGUCACAGGGUUGAGUGGAGGCAGAACCGUGUGGCUUUUCUCAGUAUCUGGGGCCUCAGCUGCCUCUUCGGAACAUCUUGGGGUCUGACCUUCCUGGACUUUGGUCCCCUCUCUGACUUGGUUCUUUUCCUCUUCUGCAUCCUCAACUCCUUUCAAGGCUUCUUUCUGAUGCUGCGGUUCUACAUGCUGGAGUGGAUGAGUAAACAGGCUGGAGACUCUGCUCAGAGCAGCAACAGCAACGGAUCGACCAGGCAACACAUGCUGAAGGCCCCGGAGAAGAGUGAAAUGGACUGAAAAGGGUGUAAGAUGGUCCAGCAGUCAAGCUUUUUGUGUAGAAUUAAAGUGUUCCAAUUAAUGUAAAUGAUAAAAUGGAGGAUGUGACACCACAGGCUGAGACACUGUAAAUUCAAAGUUUGUUCAGUUGUGGUAACUGCUGGGAAAUCCGCUGAAGAGUGAAUUACAACGUGGCCCCAAUAAGAACUCUUUGGAAUCAAACAUCACAGGAUGGUAAACAUAAGCACAAUGAGUUAAAUUCACAGAUCGCACCUCGUUGGAUUUUAAAACUUGCCUUAACUCGGAUUUCAGAGGUGAUGAUGCUGGGUCAGCAGUUCUGUCAAAAGACCCCAGUACCUUUAGCCCCAAGUUUUUGAGGGAGUAAGAUUCAUUAGUUGUCUGAUAGAAUGAACAUUCAGCAAAAUUUGUUCAGAUGCAUUUGGCAAAUAAUCAUUUUGGUUUAAAGCUACUCUGGAAAUCAAGCUUUUAUUAGCCUGUGAGCCGGUCAUAGCGACGUCUUCCAGCAGCUCACACUGUAGCAUACUGUAGACCAGAAGCAUGGUCAUUGGUCACAUAUUGACUGAAAUGGAUGGAUAUUAGCUAAAUAUCAUUAUAACAUUGCUGGAAGCAUUUUGCUCAGUCCGGUGUGGUAAACUCCACAUCUGACUGUCAAAUCAGGUUAAAAAAAUACUUGAUUCUUCUUCUCUGGAGAAGAAAUGACACCCUCACUCAGGAACUCAUUAUUCAGGCCUGGAGCCUGUGUUUGUACAUUACCUAGACUGGCUCUAGGCAUAAAAGAGAAAUAGUUUAUUUGAGAUUUUCAGUUUCCAGUUCAUAGAAAAGACUAUGGAUAAUUUUUUAAGCUCUUCUUGUACCUUAGAUAAGCUUUGAUUUAGAAUUUUGUACUGUGUACGCUUUUGUGAGUCUUUUAAAGUAGCACUUUAGAUUUUGUAUUGUUCUAAUAUAAUUGAAGACAUUUCUUAUACAAUAUGUGUGUGUGCAUUGUAAAAUAAUAGCUGAAUGUUUUAUAUUAAAUAGACUCCAUAUUUUCUCUUUACUGUAUGCAAACAUUGAGUCAAAAUUAUUUACUUAAAAUAUUAUUAUUUUCAGGUCUAAACCUGAAGAAUGGACCAAACGCAUUUCAAUUGAGUCAUAGUUAAAGUAUGUAUAUUUGGCUGGCACAAUGUAUUUUUGUUUCUUUAUUUUUUUUACAUUCAUGAAUUCAAAUAGAAAUAAAAAAAUUCCUGCAUGUAUAAUUUUAGUUAACGUGACAUGUGCCCAUAAUGGAGUUUAUAGAUACUGUGAUGUUUGCACUGUUUUGUUCUCUAAAGUGAAUUUAUACGCCACAUGGAUCAUUGUGUAUAUUUGUGUUUUUGUGGAUCUACGUUGUAUAAUAGAUUAUUAAUUAAACAAAUCUUUUGGUUAAAGA
This is a messenger RNA of Hippoglossus stenolepis (Pacific halibut), 3627 nucleotides long. RefSeq names its product adhesion G protein-coupled receptor G1 (gene adgrg1). The record is from RefSeq and is a predicted model, not a curated record. The transcript is spliced from 15 exons. Gene Ontology annotation, molecular function: G protein-coupled receptor activity. Gene Ontology annotation, biological process: cell surface receptor signaling pathway; adenylate cyclase-activating G protein-coupled receptor signaling pathway. Gene Ontology annotation, cellular component: membrane. The coding region runs from base 282 to 2219 and encodes 645 amino acids. NCBI's taxonomy places the organism in Eukaryota, Metazoa, Chordata, Actinopteri, Pleuronectiformes, Pleuronectidae.